GUUUAUUGGCACCAUGAUUUAAGUAUAAGGCUCUUAACUAUACCCAGCGCCACUUCAUGCAUGCUGCCGUGCCACUAUAUAUAUAACAUCACACGUAAUGCUGUCUGGAUUAGGAUUUUGUCAGAGACUGCUGCAACAUACUGUAUGACCAGUAUAAAUCACAAGUUUGAAGGGCAGGCCGUGUCUGGCUGACCAGGUCAAAGAAAGCUGUUAUCCAUGGAACUUCAACACUUGAAUAUCAGUGGAACAAGUGGUAACAGUAAAAAAACAGAAGACAGUGGAACAUGUCGAUGCAUGAGGUUUCUCCAUCGGAGGUGUUUUGUGCUUCUCCUGGCUGUGGGGAUCCUGGUGAUCUUCUACGUAACCACCCUCUUCACUCUUCAUAUAAGCCAGACCCCACUCUGGCUGCUAGGAGGCCAGGAUCUAACUCCUCUCUCUUAUAUCAAUGGAAAUGAGGGGGAGUUUCUUCCACCAUACAAUGUAGCAUACCCACAGAAAUAUAAGUUUGUUCUGGAUGAGCCUCAUGAGUGCCAGGACCACAGCCCCUUCCUGCUUCUGAUGGUGCCAGUAGCUCCUGGUAAUCUGGUAGCCCGGGAGGAUAUCCGGAAGACUUGGGGUAAGGAGAGCCUGGUUCUGGGACGGGCUGUGCGUCUGUUCUUCCUUUUGGGCCUGCCCAGUGGAGUGGAGGCAGAGAGGAUGCAGGAGGAGGUGCUGCUUGAGAACCAGCAGUACCAUGACAUGCUGCAGAGUGACUUCCAGGACAGCUACUUCAACCUGACCAUCAAGACCAUGGUGAUGCUGGAGUGGCUGGCCUCUCGCUGCCCCGGCGCCUCCUUCGCCAUGAAGAUCGACUCUGACAUGUUCCUCAAUGUGCACAACCUGGUCAACAUGCUGAUAGACCCAACUACACCAAAGCACAACUACAUCACUGGGAAGUUCAGCCAAAACACACAAGUGGUGAGAGACCGCACCUCAAAGUGGUACAUUCCCAAUAAGGUUUACCCCAGUACCAAAUUCCCUCCCUACCUUUUGGGAAAUGGUUAUGUAUUUUCCAUAGAUCUUCCUGAGAAGAUAGUGGAAGCAUCCAAACAAGUCCGUGCCAUAUUUUUAGAGGAUGCCUACCUGGGUAUGUGUCUGAGCCAUUUAGGGAUUGCAGCCAGUUACCCACCUAACUCUUCCCUCUUCAAGCUUUCCAUGCCCUACACUCAUAAUCGCUGUUACUACUCUACUGUCAUCACUACCGAAAUGGACCAUGUGAGUGACCUGCUGCGAGUCUGGGAGGACUUACAGAGACCUGGCACCCCCUGCUAAAGGACAAUGAAUAUCAAAUCAAAUCAAAUCAAAUUUAUUUAUAUAGCCCUUCGUACAUCAGCUGAUAUCUCAAAGUGCUGUACAGAAACCCAGCCUAAAACCCCAAACAGCAAGCAGCAAAAACUCCCUAGAAAGGCCAAAACCUAGGAAGAAACCUAGAGAGGCACCAGGCUAUGUGGGGUGGCCAGUCCUCUUCUGGCUGUGCCGGGUGGAGAUUAUAACAGAACAUGGCCAAGAUGUUCAAAUGUUCAUAAAUGACCAGCAUGGUCGAAUAAUAAUAAGGCAGAACAGUUGAAACUGGAGCAGCAGCACAGUCAGGUGGACUGGGGACAGCAAGGAGUCAUCAUGUCAGGUAGUCCUGGGGCACGGUCCUAGGGCUCAGGUCCUCCGAGAGAGAGAAAGAAAGAGAGAAUUAGAGAGAGCAUAUGUGGGGUGGCCAGUCCUCUUCUGGCUGUGCCGGGUGGAGAUUAUAACAGAACAUGGCCAAGAUGUUCAAAUGUUCAUAAAUGACCAGCAUGGUCGAAUAAUAGUAAGGCAGAACAGUUGAAACUGGAGCAGCAGCAUGGCCAGGUGGACUGGGGACAGCAAGGAGUCAUCAUGUCAGGUAGUCCUGGCGCAUGGUCCUAGGGCUCAGGUCAGUUGAAACUGGAACAGCAGCAUGGCCAGGUGGACUGAAUACCUCUUAAAGCUUUGAAUCCUUACCCUGAUAAGGACAAUGAAUACCUCUUAAAGCUUUGAAUCCUUACCCUGCUAUGGACAAUGAAUACCUCUUAAAGCUUUGAAUCCUUACCCUGCUAAGGACAAUGAAUACAUCUUAAAGCUUUGAAUCCUAAUAAGUAUUAAACACACUAUGUAAGCACAUGCAUACAAGUACUAAACAAAUAGGUAGGCACACACACACACACACACACACACACACACACACACACACACACACACACACACGCACACACACAGGCAUCAUGGUAUCAUAGUAUAAUUCACUCACUCUCAAACAGCUUUUUCAUGUCAUUCUAAAUUAGUAACAUGUUAUUACAUAGUAAUUACCACAUGAUAUGACCAGAUAAUGUUGUUAAAAUAACAGCAUUACUACACAAGUAGAGCUACGUAUUGUGUAGUGUUACUGCUCGGUCUUGUAAGUAUAAUUUCCCAUGACUGUCUUAAAUUCAAAUGGCAACGUGGGAUCUUGUGUGUAUCUAUGAAGUAAGUAUCAAAUGAUGUUCUAAGAUCUUCAAAGACGAGCAUGAUCUGUGUGUAUCACAUUAUCCCAUGUGACAGUAUAGUCUCAAUUUCUGUACAACAUCAAGACAAACUCAUAUGUGGACACAACACACCAGCCCUUUUCUACUGCAUAAGAUUUUCACUGUCACUAGAUGGCAGCAGUGAAUUUGACUUAAACAUUUGUCUUGCGUGCUAUUGUUUUGGUUGCUUAUGAUUUGUACACUCAGUUGAUGCCUACUUAAGAUUGAUAUUGUAACAAAUUCCUGGAAUGUUUGUAAAAAUGUUAAACUGAAUAAAAACGCUUAAACUAUUUUUUAAGUAUUGAGAAUA
Molecule: messenger RNA, 2862 nt
Organism: Oncorhynchus nerka (sockeye salmon)
Lineage: Eukaryota; Metazoa; Chordata; Actinopteri; Salmoniformes; Salmonidae
Product: beta-1,3-galactosyltransferase 2-like
Exons: 2
Coding region: 217-1311 (364 amino acids)
Cellular component (GO): Golgi membrane
Molecular function (GO): N-acetyl-beta-D-glucosaminide beta-(1,3)-galactosyltransferase activity
Source: RefSeq, a predicted model, not a curated record